AUGGACACAAACGAGCCAUCUUUCUCCUGUCAUCCCGCAAAACCUACCGAAUUGGACACUGAGCGCCGUAGACACCACUACCACAUGUCCGCUGGCUCUGGUGCUGAAUUCCCAGUGAGCCCUGAUCAGGAAAUGGAGACGCCCGCGGAGGCAUCGCGCUCUAGUCCGGAGUACGCGCAGGUCGACCUGAACGACUGGUAUCCGCAGUAUCUGGGAUGCAUACAGCACUUCCUGGAUCACGCACAGCAUUCGCUAGCCGUACAAUCGCUGGCGGCGUUUGUCAACAUCCGACUUCCCUGCCAGCGCCUGCGCGAUCCUAUUGUUAGCAUGUCCGGCCCCCAGCAGGAGCAGCAGCAGCAGCAGCAGCAACCGCCCCCGACUCUGGGGUUGGACCCGGUGGAUGCCCAAUCACCCUCGGCGUCGCAGGUGUGCCUGAGAUCGUAUCUCCGGCGUCUCAUCGUCACCGGCAACGACACAGCCCCUGUGUUACAGGCUUUCUUCGGGGCGGACUGGGAGGCGGGCCUCGGCUGCAUCUGGAAGCAGGAGCGCGUCAACUACUUGUUCUCGGCGAAGAGUGACGGCUGGGCGUCGACUAAAGCGGCAUACGAUAUCCUGCCGGACGAGCAGACGCCCUUUCUACGACCGCUCCAUGCGGCGACGGAGGAGGAGCUCCGGGUCGCGGAGUCGCGAUGGAGCGAGUGGUUGGCGAUGGAGGAUUGGAUGGUGGGACCGCGGAGUCCCUGGUGA
This is a messenger RNA of Aspergillus affinis, 747 nucleotides long. RefSeq lists its product as uncharacterized. NCBI's taxonomy places the organism in Eukaryota, Fungi, Ascomycota, Eurotiomycetes, Eurotiales, Aspergillaceae. The record is from RefSeq and is a predicted model, not a curated record. The transcript is spliced from 2 exons. Bases 1 to 747 code for a protein of 248 amino acids.